Megalobrama amblycephala (Wuchang bream) is the source of this 707-nucleotide messenger RNA. Its product is annotated as histone H1-like. Lineage: Eukaryota; Metazoa; Chordata; Actinopteri; Cypriniformes; Xenocyprididae. The record is from RefSeq and is a predicted model, not a curated record. Bases 20 to 640 code for a protein of 206 amino acids. Gene Ontology annotation, cellular component: nucleosome. The transcript has a single exon. Gene Ontology annotation, biological process: nucleosome assembly. Gene Ontology annotation, molecular function: DNA binding; structural constituent of chromatin.
UCGAUCCGAUCAGAGAGAGAUGGCAGAAACCGCCCCAGCCCCGGCUGCUGCCGCCCCGGCCAAAGCGCCCAAGAAGAAGUCCGCUGCGAAAGCCAAGAAAGCAGGUCCAGGCGUCGGUGAGCUCAUCGUCAAAACUGUGAGCGCGUCCAAGGAGAGGAGCGGCGUGUCCCUCGCCGCCCUGAAGAAAGCUCUCGCUGCCAGCGGCUACGACGUGGAGAAGAACAACUCCCGCGUCAAGAUCGCCAUCAAGAGCCUGGUGACUAAAGGCACCCUGGUGCAGGUCAAAGGGACCGGCGCCUCGGGCUCAUUCAAGCUCAACAAGCAGCAAGCAGAGACCAAGAAGAAGCCGGCCAAGAAAGCGGCUCCUAAAGCCAAGAAGCCCGCGGCCAAGAAACCCGCUGCGGCCAAGAAGCCCAAGAGCGCCGCGGCAAAGAAGCCCGCCGCUAAGAAAUCGCCCAAGAAGGCCAAGAAACCCGCCGCCACAGCCGCUAAGAAGGCCACGAAGAGCCCCAAGAAGGCGAAGAAGCCAGCAGCCGCUAAGAAAGCAGCCAAGAGCCCCAAAAAGGCCAAGGCGGCUAAACCUAAGGCGGCAAAGCCUAAAGCCGCCAAGCCUAAAAAGGCAGCUCCCAAAAAGAAGUAAAAAUCUAGUUUGUUCCUCAACGGCUCUUUUAAGAGCCACCCACUAACUCUGAGUAAAGAGCAAAACU